CCCAAGGUAGCCAAAAAGUCCAAACUCCGCCAUCGUUCGAGUUUCUUGUUCGGUCGCCACGACGCCAUCGCGUCUUGUGUUUUUUUUUCUCCUCCGGCGUCUGUCUUUUUAUGCAUUUCUACUACUGCGAGGUUGAUUUAAACUGUGUUUGCAUUUGGUUGCAACCUCGAAGCAUAUUCUAGAUCAGUUUGCAAACCGGUUUUCGUUUCGUUUCCUUGCGUCUAAGCCGACUUUUCGACAAUAACCCCCCGACCCGAAUGCGAUCGACUGGCUGUGACUCGAGUUUAGAGGCCAAUCGAGCGGGUCCAAGCUCAAGGUCGUUGGGCAACCCGUCGCUUCUUCUGCGUGUACUUUCCUGAGCUUUUGAAGUUAUACCGACAGAACAUUGAAUUGACGGGUCAAUACAAACGCACCGUAACACUAUACGACCCUACUUCUCCACGAUGCGGCCACCGAGGGUGGUCAUACUCGUCUUCUUCUUCUCAGCCGCCCUCUUCCUAUUCUGCCGGUCCAUCACGUCAUUCGCACAACGAAAAGGCGAAUCCGAAGGGUCGAUAGCCUCACCAAUACCAGAACAGCCGCCAGCCAAAUCCAAGCUCCGAUCGUUCUUUUCCCUUUCGACGCCCUUCUCACUGUUCCCUCCGAAUGCCAUAAUCUCUCUGACCGACGACAACAGUACCUCAUUUCAGGCUCGGCCGGCCGCUUUUGGGCCACAGUUGCCACACAAGGGCCUGAGCGGUCAGCUUUGGAUUGGGAGCGGCUUUGCGGACGACAAUCUGCCCGAAGGCGAAGGUGAAGGCGAGCUCGGCUGUAGCGAUGUGCCAGGCUGGGAGGAUGGAGCUGCGGGGCUAGCUGCACUAGCUGGUAUGAAGCCUAUAAAGAAGGGGGGCUUCACAAAGAGCACGAAACUCGGGGCUGGAGAUAUCAAGUCGUCCAAGAACUCUAAGAGAGACGUUGGCAACCUUGGUGGCCCCGCUGUAAACCGCAAGACCAAGUCGAACAGCCGUGAUGAUGCAAAGAAGAACCGACCCUUUGACGACGGCACAGAUGAUUAUCUUCACCAGGGAUUCCAGCGAUCCUCGCCGUUGCGUGGUGACAAGUCACAGUCGCACUCCGACAUCCAGUCCAUGCAGGAGACGGCAGAGAUCACCGGCAAGGUGGUUUUGCUUAGCCGAGGAGGUUGCGGUUUCCUUGAGAAGGUCAAGUGGGCUCAGCGCAGAGGUGCUGUUGGUGUCAUCGUGGGCGACAACACCAAAGGCGGCCCGUUGAUUCAGAUGUUCGCCAGAGGCGAUACGUCCAACGUGACGAUCCCCGCCAUCUUCACAUCGCGCACGACGGCCCACAUUCUGUCCUCACUGAUGCAGCCCGGCAGCUUCAUCGAGGACAUCAUCGAUGAGAAGGGCAAGGCCGUCGUCAAAGUUCAGCAGACCGAGAAGGGUCGCAAAACACGUCACCAAGCCAACAAGGCAGAGGUUGUCAAGAAAGAGCUGCCUAGAAAGGACGUACCAAAAGCCACUACGACCACUACGACCACUGCUCCGACGUCUCCAGCCAAAUCACGAGGCUGGUUGAGCAGCUUCUUCCGCUGGAGCGCUGAUGUCGAGACGGUGGAAAAGACUAAUUCCCGUGACUGGGUGUUGGUGGACGAUUGGAGUGAUGAGAAGGACACUCAAAUCAGAGCCAGCAUGGAAAAGGCUGCGAAGAAAGGCCAGGAUGGUCUGGGGAACACAUUGGACAACUCGAAUUCGGAUGCGCAAGGCCAGCACUCCGAUAGCAAAUCAGGCACCGGUAAAGACAAAGACAAAUCAUUCAAGGAGGCAACAUUGACUACCGGUGUUACUCCCAGCAGCGGCCAGUAUGCCCCGGAGGUUGCAAAGCAUGGCAAACUCAAGGGUAAAAUGUCCAACAAGGCGGACUCGUCAAGUGCAGCGUCACAUGGAUCUUUCGUUGGCAGCAUGUUUAGGGGCGAGAAGUCAGGAAACUCGAAGGCCGAGGAAAAUAUGGCUGCCGAAACCCCCGAUGGCGCUGAUCUACCUGAACACCGUGAAGGACUCUGGGUUACUAUCACACCCACAGCCAGCGGAAGCCCUUUCUUUGACACACUCCUUGUUCUCGUGGUUAGCCCAUUGAUCACACUGAGUGUAGUAUACGCUCUGCUCAUUCUUCGUGCUAAGCUCAGGAGGCGACGUUGGCGCGCACCAAAGUCUGUGGUGGAGCGGUUGCCCGUUCGUACAUAUCACACAGUCGCCUCGUCUUCCAACCCCUCGAGGCUGCCAUCCCCGACGAGCUCGUCCCCGACUACGCCGUUAUUACAACAGCAGCAGCAGGUGCAGCCAUCGACUACAACAUUACACGUGGCUUCAUCUUCCCCUUCAUCUUCACGGUCGCGACCUCGAUCCCGCACCACUAACGAUGUUCCCGAUUCGAGCGAUGGUAUGUUGAGGGUCGACCCGGAUCUGCAAACGCCACGAACUCCAUCCCGGACUAGUAGGCGGAAAUCGCCACCCCAAUUAUCAAGCGAAUGGAAGAAGUAUAUGAGCAGACAGGUUGAAUGUGUGGUGUGCUUGGAGGAGUAUGUCGAUGGCGUCAGCAGGGUCAUGAGCCUCCCUUGCGGCCACGAAUUCCACGUGGAGUGCAUCACACCGUGGUUAACCACCCGCCGGAGAACAUGCCCCAUCUGCAAGGGUGAUGUUGUCAGAUCCCUAGCCCGUGGCUCGCCAACCAGUCCCCGUUAUGACCCGUACGACGAAGAGAGCGAUGACGAAGGCGAGGUUUUGGCAUCCACAAGUGACGACAGCAGACCAGCAUCGCCUACACACGACCACGAUGUAGAGCGGGGGAUUCUGUCUUCGCCAAGUCGCAGCUCUGGACGUGGUUCAGGUCGUAGUGGUCGGGGCGGCUUGUUUGGCCUGAUCUCAACCACCUGGACCACACUUAGGUCUGCAUCGCGAACUGAUUCCGAAAGGAACAAUCGGGAUGACCGCCGUAUUCGAUGAAUGGUAAUUCAAGGAAGCAACACCUAUUCUUUUCCUGUCCCUACAUGUUCGACAUAAUCCUCUUUUUUCACUUUCCUACUAUUCAACGCUUCCAACUACAACACCGCUCGGUAUUAUCAAUUUUUUUUUUUUGUUUUCUGUCACGUUUUGCAUUGGGGUGCAUUGAGCUUUGCGGUUAAUAUGGAAUGGUGGGCGCCAUUGGGGGGACAAAAAAGGACUUCUCUACACUCGCUACAUCUACUGAUUUGAUUCGUUUGGUGUUAUUUGGGAGUCUGGCCAUCCGCAUUUCUUUGUCAUUGUUUUUGUUUGUUGCUUCUGGGGAGUGAUGGGGUCUGGUGAAGAGAACCAGUUGCCGAGAGAACGAGAGGAGGACAUGAGAAGCAAACGUGUAAGAAGAAUUAUUAUACCCACUGUGUCAGCAGAUGGCCUAGGCCACGUCUUGGUAUAUAAGAAACUGCUUGGUACGAAGAAUAAACCCAUAGUCAUAUACUGUAGCAAUUUGGACAGAGGCAGAUUAUGGUAAAUAUCUGCACCAACCUUGUGAAACAGCUUGUAUGGAAAGGAG
Molecule: messenger RNA, 3561 nt
Organism: Pyricularia oryzae 70-15
Lineage: Eukaryota; Fungi; Ascomycota; Sordariomycetes; Magnaporthales; Pyriculariaceae
Product: RING-9 protein
Exons: 2
Coding region: 444-2996 (850 amino acids)
Biological process (GO): protein ubiquitination
Cellular component (GO): endoplasmic reticulum
Molecular function (GO): zinc ion binding; ubiquitin-protein transferase activity
Source: RefSeq, a predicted model, not a curated record